GUUAUGAGUGAGCGGUUUAGGGCGACACGCCGCCUAAAGUUCGAGCUACUAAACUCGUGUGAGCAGGAACGACAGAUCUUCCGUAUUUAAUAAUGUCGGACAGCACUCUAAGUUUUCACGAAAGCUCUUAUGAUAUCAGUCCGUGUGACUCGACACAGACUAGUUCAAUUGCAGAUCAGCUAAGAGCAGUAAAGGACGGAGAAAUCUGUGUGGUAGACUAUAGGAAUUGCAGCGUCCUGCAAUGCAUGACAUGCAACACAGUGCUUGGAGAUUCGCUCGGCAUCUGUGGGGAAGUCCAGAGCCUUCAGAAUAUUAUUUGUCUGAAAGUUACUGAGGAUGUGAGGGUGAAUAAAAAGCUGGAGAUGAGUUUGACUGGUCAUCUGGCUUUCUCCACCUACCAAGUCCUUAACUGUGCUGGUUGCCAAGGUGCUGUUGGCCUGGUUCUUCACUCAACCCCAGGACACCUGUCUGCUUUAAGAAAUCUCUUCUGUUUACAAAAAGAUCUGAUAAACUGCUACAUGCUAAGAAGUGGCAAAUGUGUCAAAGCCUCCACAGUCAACUUCAAAUACAGACUCAUGGACAAAGAUAUUAAAGAGCUGAAGCAGGAUUUAGAAGCUCAGCUGAAGCAGGUGAAGAUUCUGGAGGGAAUGAUGAAAACAUUGUGCACACACAGUGUAAGCUAAAGAAAGGCCAGGCACGGAAUAUGUACAGUUGUUUUGUUGUAACUGUUCAAAUAAAGUAUAUAUAUAUUUUU
Carassius carassius (crucian carp) is the source of this 754-nucleotide messenger RNA. RefSeq names its product protein Mis18-beta-like. Lineage: Eukaryota; Metazoa; Chordata; Actinopteri; Cypriniformes; Cyprinidae. The transcript has 5 exons. The record is from RefSeq and is a predicted model, not a curated record. The coding region runs from base 93 to 683 and encodes 196 amino acids. Gene Ontology annotation, cellular component: nucleus; chromosome, centromeric region; chromatin. Gene Ontology annotation, biological process: chromosome segregation; CENP-A containing chromatin assembly.